CACCAAUCCUCCACACCACACGUGUAGUGCAGCCAUCGUUGUGUUCACUCUCUCGCUCACUCACCACUGCAAGCAAACGCACGUUGCGCCUCUUCCAUCAGCACAGUACAACAACAACACAGCCAGUUGUCACCAUGAUGUUCUGGGGUCUCGUGGUGUCACCUCACAAGGUGUACAAGAAGAUUGUUGAUGAGCCAUUCGUGAUCAGCCAGGCAUGCGUGGACCUGUCUGCCCCCGAGGGCGCGCGCGUUGCGCUCAAGGUCAAGGUGGAUGACGCCGAGCACAUUGCGUGCAUUCUCACGGCGGGAAAGACAGACACCAUGCGUCUCACACUCGCAUUUGCCGAGGGCCAGGACAUUGAGUUCUCCAUCGUCGGCGAGCACGACGUGCAUCUCACAGGCCACGUGAUCCAGUCUGAACCCAUGGGCGAGGACCUGUACGACGAAGACCUCCUGGAUGAGGAUGAGCGUGAGCUGGAAGAGGACGAGGACGAGGACGACAUGAGCGACUUUAUCGACGACCGUGACCUCGAUGAGGAUGAGGAGGAUGAGGAAGAGGAGGAGGAAGAGGAAGAUGAGGAGGAGUCUGAUGAUGAGGAGGAGGAAGAGGAGGAGCAGCCAACAAAGAAGGCCAAGGUGAACCAGCAGAAGAAGCAGAAGGAGGCUGAGAAGCAGGCCCAGCAGAAGAAGCAGAAGGAGGCAGAGGCAAAGAAGAAGGCGGCGCAGGAGGAGGCAAAGAAGCAGGAGGAGGCAAAGAAGAAGCUCAAGGAGCAGCUGAAGAAGGAGAAGGACGCCAAGCAGAAGAAGCAGCAGCAAGAGCAGGACAAGCCCAAGCGCCGCACCCUCAAGGGCGGUGUUGUUGCGACUGAGCUUCGCGCGGGCAAGGGCGCUGCGUGCAAGCGCGGGCAGAAGGUGGCGAUGCGCUACAUUGGGCGGCUGAAGAAGAACAACCGCGAGUUUGACCGCACACAUGGCAAGUCCACCUUUGCCUUCCGCCUCGGCAGCGGCGAGGUCAUCAAGGGCUGGGACAUUGGCGUUGAGGGCAUGAAGAUUGGAGAGAAGCGGCGCCUGGAGCUUCCAGCGGCGUGCGGAUACGGGCGCCAGGGCGCACCCCCAGACAUCCCGCCAAACGCUGACCUUGUCUUCGAGGUCGAGCUCGUCAAGAUCAUGCGCAAGUGACCAUGUACCUGCGCGUGUUUGGAUAACAACCAACAUGUUGGUUGGUUGGUGGGAUUGAUGGAUGGAUGGUUGGUUGGUUGGUUGGUUGGUUGAUCGAUCGGAGGGGGGAGGUGGCAGCGCUGUCUGAAACAGCAUAAAGUGUAGCAAUAUCGACCAA
Salpingoeca rosetta is the source of this 1335-nucleotide messenger RNA. RefSeq lists its product as uncharacterized. Lineage: Eukaryota; Choanoflagellata; Craspedida; Salpingoecidae. Bases 135 to 1178 code for a protein of 347 amino acids. The record is from RefSeq and is a predicted model, not a curated record. Gene Ontology annotation, molecular function: peptidyl-prolyl cis-trans isomerase activity; macrolide binding. The transcript is spliced from 6 exons. Gene Ontology annotation, cellular component: nucleolus; chromatin.